Messenger RNA from Brachypodium distachyon (stiff brome), 1288 nucleotides. RefSeq names its product zinc finger protein STAMENLESS 1. Gene Ontology annotation, molecular function: DNA-binding transcription factor activity. Bases 277 to 1026 code for a protein of 249 amino acids. The transcript is spliced from 5 exons. NCBI's taxonomy places the organism in Eukaryota, Viridiplantae, Streptophyta, Magnoliopsida, Poales, Poaceae. The record is from RefSeq and is a predicted model, not a curated record.
AGACAGCCUUUCCCCAAAUGCAUUUGAUGUCCCCAAACUGCAGUGUCUUUUUGCUUUUGUAAAUCAACAACAAUACUCCUCUCUCUCAGUCUCUCUCAAAUGAUCAAGUCAGUAGUACUCAGUACACUGAACCCCCACCAUCCGAUAUAUAUCCCCUUCCUUUUCCUUUCUCCUCCUUCCCCUUCCAAGAUCUCCAUCGCAUCAUAAGAGUGUUCAGUUGCUUUCUCUUCUCCUCACACCCUACCACUGCUCUCUCUUUUCUCUCUGCUCCACACCAUGAGACAAGAAGGUAGCCCCUUGGACUUGAACAACCUGCCGGAGGAGUACGGCAAGCAAGCAGCGCCGGUGGAGAGUUCAACGACCACCGCCGCAUCCAGCGCCGACCAAACCAGGACAAAGAAGAAGAGCGGCGGCGGCGGAGGGAAGGAGAAGGAGGAGGCCGGCAAGGUGUACGAGUGCAGGUUCUGCUCCCUCAAGUUCUGCAAGUCCCAAGCCCUGGGCGGCCACAUGAACCGCCAUCGCCAAGAGAGGGAGACGGAGACCCUGAACCGCGCCCGGCAGCUCGUCUUCGGCAACGACACCCUCUCCGCCGUCGGCGCCCAGAUGAGUUUCAGGGACGUGAACAUGGGAGGCGGCACCGCAGCUCCGUCAGCCUUGCUGGGAGGAGGCUUCAGGGGCGGAUCGGAUCAGCCGUCCGAUCCCAAUUACCGGCGGAUGGAUCUGCAGCCGGUGCUCUCGCCCUUCCCGCCGCCGCACCCCCAUUACCGGCAGUUCAGGAAGGCGCCACAGAUGAGCUUCCCGGCGCCGACCACGUACCCGGCCCCACCCCAGCAGCAGCCCGCCAUGGCCGGCUGCGGCGACUACGUCAUCGGCCACGCCGUCUCCCCCGGCGCCGCCUUCUCCUGCUUCGGCGGCGCUCCGCUCGCCGCGACCUCGCCGCCGGCCAUGGCGAGCGUGCAGCCGGCGGACAACGGCGGCGGCUGCAACUGCGGCUUCGGGUGCGGCCACAGCAGAAACAUGAACUAAUGCUUGCCUUUUGAUGAUGAUUAGUGUAAAGAGCCAAGAAGUCUUGUUAAGAUUAAGUUUCUGGACACUGUCAAAGGGGGUCGGCGGAUCGAUCGGUACUGUUCCAAGAGUCUAGCUUAAUUGCCUUGAAAUUCUACUAGUUCUAAGUAUUGGUUUCUAUUGUGUUUAUUUUGGCUAUAUAUGCAUGGAAUUGUAGAAAUUGGCCAUGUUUUCUCUGAUGCUAUUAAUUAUUUCGAAAUAGAUGUUAUACAACUUGUGCAUC